This is a messenger RNA of Acinonyx jubatus (cheetah), 6287 nucleotides long. RefSeq names its product eukaryotic translation initiation factor 4 gamma 3 (gene EIF4G3). The record is from RefSeq and is a predicted model, not a curated record. The transcript has 36 exons. Bases 321 to 5399 code for a protein of 1692 amino acids. NCBI's taxonomy places the organism in Eukaryota, Metazoa, Chordata, Mammalia, Carnivora, Felidae. Gene Ontology annotation, cellular component: eukaryotic translation initiation factor 4F complex. Gene Ontology annotation, molecular function: protein binding; translation initiation factor activity; mRNA binding.
GCUCAGCGGCUGCAGCAGGAACCGGACCCGGCACCGGAGCGGCGGCGGCGGCGGCAGCAGCGGUACCGCCUCCUCACCCGGCGGCAGCAGCAGCGGCGGCGGCAGCGGCGGCGGCGGCGGCGGCAGCGGCCCCUCCUCACCCGAACAUCAGGGCCCUCCAGACCCAGGCGCCCCAACAAAUUCCUAGAGGACCUGCACAGCAGCCUCUCGAGGAUCGACUCUUCACUCCCGCCGUCCCGGCAGUGUAUAGCACGACCCCAUAUCCCUCUGGACAGAAUGCAGGUCCAACCACGUUGGUAUACCCUCAAGCCCCUCAGACAAUGAAUUCACAACCUCAAACCCGUUCUCCGCCCAGCAGAACAGUGCCAAUACAUUGCACAGACAACUGGAAGAGGAGGAAGGUUUUGGAACAGACUCCCGUUUACAGGUCCUUGGCUGGAAGAGGCUGGAUAAAAUACUGCAUUUUUGCAGCGGGGCCUCGACCUGCCCAUCAUCAGGGAGGAUUCAGACCCAUCCAGUUUUUUCAGAGGCCUCAGAUACAGCCUCCUAGAGCUACCAUCCCGAACAGCAGUCCUUCCAUUCGUCCUGGUGCACAGACACCCACUGCAGUGUAUCAGGCCAAUCAGCACAUCAUGAUGGUUAACCAUCUACCCAUGCCGUACCCAGUGCCCCAGGGCCCUCAGUACUGUAUCCCACAGUACCGUCAUAGUGGCCCUCCGUAUGUUGGGCCCCCACAACAAUAUCCAGUUCAACCACCAGGGCCAGGGCCUUUUUAUCCUGGACCAGGACCUGGGGACUUCCCCAAUGCUUAUGGAACGCCUUUUUACCCAAGUCAGCCAGUGUAUCAGUCAGCACCAAUCAUAGUGCCUACGCAGCAGCAGCCCCCUCCAGCCAAGAGAGAGAAAAAAACCAUAAGAAUUCGUGAUCCAAACCAGGGAGGGAAAGACAUAACAGAGGAGAUUAUGUCUGGAGGUGGCAGCAGAAAUCCUACCCCACCCAUAGGGAGACCCACUUCCACACCUACUCCUCCUCAGCAGCUGUCCAGCCAGGUCCCUGAGCACAGCCCUCUGGUUUAUGGGACUGUGGAGAGCACUCAUCUUGCUGCCAGCACCCCUGUCACUGCAGCUAGCGACCAGAAGCAAGAAGAGAAGCCAAAACCAGAUCCAGUGUUAAAGUCUCCUUCCCCAGUCCUUAGGCUAGUCUUUAGUGGAGAGAAGAAAGAACAAGCAGGCCAGACGUUGGAGACUACUGUGGUAGAAUCCAUGCCAGAGCUUCCCCUGCCUCCAUCACCUACCACUGUUUCUCCACUUGCUCGAAGUACCAUUGCUUCCCCCACCUCUGCUGCUCUUAGUAGCCAGCCAAUAUUCACCACUGCUGUAGAUGACAGAUGUGAACUCUCUUCCUCAAAAGAAGACACAAUUCCUGUACCUAGCCCCACAUCUUGCACAGAGACAUCAGAUCCAUCACCAACAGAUGUAAUUGAUGAUGAUAUAUGCAAGAAAUCUUGUAGUGUAGCACCUAAUGAUAUUCCACUGAUUUCUAGUACUAACCUAAUUAAUGAAAUGAAUGGAGUUCGUGAAAAAUUACCAGCCUCGGAGAGCAUUGUGGAAAUAGUAAAACAGGAGGUGUUGCCAUUGACUCUUGAAUUGGAGGUUCUCGAAAAUGCCCCAGAAGAAAUGAAAUUGGAAUGUGUCCCAGCUCCCGUUACCCCUUCCACAGUUCCUUCCUUUUCUCCAUCUCCUCCAACUCCUCCAGCUCCUCCUCCUCCCACACCAGCCGGUGUUUCUGCUGCUGCCACUAAUGUUAGUAUGGCUGGUGUUCCCACCACGGUCCCUAGGGUCUUAGAAGAGGACGAGAGUGUGAGAACUUGCCUUAGUGAAGAUGCAAAAGAGAUUCAGAACAAACUAGAGGUAGAAGCAGACGGGCAAACAGAAGAGAUUGUGGAUUCUCAGAACCUAAGUUCAAGAAAGAGCCCCAGCCCAGCUCAGACAGCUGUAACUGCACCAAAGAUGUGGAAAAAACCAAAAGAUCGGACCCGAACCACUGAAGAGGUGUUGGAGGCAGAAGUGGAGCCUAAAGCUGAAGAGGAGCUUUCAGGCGACAAAGUACUUGAAUCUGAACAGGAUAAAAUGAGCCAAGGGUUUCAUCCUGGAAGAGAACCCUCCGACCUAAAAAAAGUAAAAACUGUGGAAGAAAAUGGAGAAGAAGCUGAGCCUGUACGUAAUGGUGCUGAGAGUAUUUCUGAGGGUGAAGGAGUAGAUGCUAAUUCAGGCUCCACUGAUAGUUCUGGUGAAGGGGUGACAUUCUCAUUCAAACCAGAUUCCUGGAAGCCUGCUGAUACUGAGGGCAAGAAGCAGUAUGACAGGGAGUUUUUGCUGGACUUUCAGUUCAUGCCAGCCUGUAUACAGAAACCAGAGGGCCUGCCUCCCAUCAGUGACGUGGUUCUGGACAAAAUCAACCAACCCAAAUUGCCAAUGCGAACUCUGGAUCCUCGGAUUUUGCCUCGAGGACCAGAUUUUACUCCAGCCUUUGCAGAUUUUGGAAGGCAAACCCCUGGUGGAAGAGGUGUACCUAUUUGCAAAGUGCAGAGCAGGCAUGGAUCGCCAAUUCUGGAACAGAGCAAAGCCCCAGCUUGCGCUCCACUGGCAAUGUCGCACCCACCCCUGAAGAGCCUGCCUCUUGGGUUGUUGAACGUUGGACCGCGGAGAUCUCAACCUGGCCAGAGAAGAGAGCCCAGGAAGAUCAUUACAGUCUCUGUGAAAGAAGAUGUACACCUGAAAAAGGCAGAGAAUGCCUGGAAGCCCAGCCAAAAACGAGACAGCCAAGCUGAGGAUCCUGAAAACAUUAAAACCCAGGAACUUUUUAGAAAAGUUCGAAGUAUCUUAAAUAAAUUGACACCACAGAUGUUCAACCAACUGAUGAAGCAAGUGUCAGGACUUACCGUUGACACAGAGGAGCGGCUGAAGGGAGUCAUUGACCUGGUCUUUGAGAAGGCUAUCGAUGAGCCCAGUUUCUCUGUGGCUUACGCAAACAUGUGUCGAUGUCUAGUAACGCUGAAAGUACCCAUGGCAGACAAACCUGGUAACACAGUGAAUUUCCGGAAGCUGCUCCUGAACCGUUGCCAGAAAGAGUUUGAAAAAGAUAAAGCAGAUGAUGAUGUCUUUGAAAAGAAGCAGAAAGAACUCGAGGCUGCCAGUGCUUUGUCAUCCAAGCUUCUAUUGUCAUUCCUUACACAACAGCCAGAGGAGAGGACGAGGCUUCAUGACGAACUAGAAGAAGCUAAGGACAAAGCCCGGCGGAGGUCCAUUGGUAACAUCAAGUUUAUUGGAGAGCUCUUUAAACUCAAGAUGCUGACUGAAGCUAUCAUGCAUGACUGUGUGGUGAAGCUGCUGAAGAACCAUGACGAGGAGUCCCUAGAGUGCCUCUGCCGCCUGCUCACCACCAUAGGCAAAGACCUGGACUUUGAGAAAGCAAAGCCACGUAUGGACCAGUAUUUUAAUCAGAUGGAGAAAAUUGUGAAAGAAAGAAAAACCUCAUCUAGGAUUCGAUUCAUGCUUCAGGAUGUGAUAGACCUAAGGCUGUGCAACUGGGUAUCUCGAAGAGCAGAUCAAGGGCCUAAGACUAUCGAACAGAUUCACAAAGAGGCUAAAAUAGAAGAACAAGAAGAGCAAAGGAAGGUCCAGCAGCUCAUGACCAAAGAGAAGAGACGAACAGGUGUCCAGAGAGUGGAUGAAGGUGGAUGGAACACUGUACAGGGGGCCAAGAAUAGUCGGGUACUAGACCCCUCAAAAUUCCUUAAAAUCACUAAGCCCACAAUUGAUGAGAAAAUUCAGCUGGUACCUAAAGCACAGCUGGGCAGUUGGGGAAAGGGCAGCAGUGGUGGAGCAAAGGCAAGUGAGACCGAUGCCUUACGGUCAAGUGCUUCCAGUUUAAACAGAUUCUCUGCUUUGCAACCUCCAGCACCCUCGGGGUCUACAUCGUCUACGCCUUUAGAGUUUGAUUCCCGACGGACCUUAACCAGUCGUGGAAGCGUGGGCAGGGAGAAGAAUGACAAGCCCCUGCCGUCUGCAGCAGCUCGUCCCAAUACUUUCCUGAGAGGCGGCAGCAGCAAAGACCUGUUGGACAAUCAGUCUCAAGAAGAGCAACGCAGGGAGAUGCUAGAGACCGUGAAGCAGCUUACGGGAGGCAUGGACGUGGAGAGGAGCAGCGCUGAGGCUGACCGAAACAAGGGCCGGGAGUCAGUAGCGAAGCCAGAAAUUCCAGCAACAGCAGCCCCUGACAAGCCUGCGUUGUCAGAAUUGGAGAUGGCGAGGAAGUCUAAAUCUAUCAUUGAUGAGUUUCUACACAUUAAUGAUUUUAAGGAAGCCAUGCAGUGUGUGGAAGAGCUGAAUGCCCAGGGCCUGCUACAUGUGUUUGUGAGAAUGGGAGUGGAGUCCACCCUGGAAAGGAGCCAGAUCACCAGGGAUCACAUGGGCCAAUUACUGUAUCAGCUGGUGCAGUCAGAAAAACUCAGCAAACAGGACUUUUUCAAAGGUUUUUCAGAAACGUUGGAAUUGGCAGAUGACAUGGCUAUUGAUAUUCCCCACAUUUGGUUGUACCUUGCUGAACUGGUGACCCCCAUGUUAAAAGAAGGUGGAAUCUCUAUGAGAGAACUUAUCAUAGAAUUUAGCAAACCUUUACUUCCUGUUGGAAGAGCUGGGGUCUUACUUUCUGAAAUAUUGCACCUUCUAUGCAAACAAAUGAGCCAUAAGAAAGUGGGAGCCUUAUGGAGGGAGGCUGACCUCACCUGGAAGGACUUUUUACCAGAAGGGGAAGAUGUACAUAAUUUUCUCUUGGAGCAGAAGUUGGACUUUAUAGAGUCUGACAGUUCCUGUUCCUCUGAAGCACUUUCAAAAAAAGAACUCUCUGCUGAAGAGCUAUAUAAGCGACUCGAGAAACUCAUUAUUGAAGACAAAGCAAAUGAUGAACAGAUCUUUGACUGGGUAGAGGCUAAUUUAGAUGAAAGCCAGAUGAGUUCACCUACAUUCCUUAGAGCUUUAAUGACAGCUGUUUGUAAAGCAGCUAUUAUAGCCGACUGUUCUACCUUCCGAGUGGACACUGCUGUUAUCAAGCAGAGAGUGCCGAUCUUACUCAAGUACCUAGACUCAGAUACGGAGAAGGAACUGCAAGCACUUUAUGCACUACAAGCAUCAAUAGUAAAACUUGAUCAACCUGCCAAUUUGCUACGGAUGUUUUUUGAUUGCCUAUAUGAUGAGGAGGUGAUCUCCGAGGAUGCUUUCUACAAGUGGGAAAGCAGCAAGGACCCUGCAGAGCAGAAUGGGAAGGGUGUAGCUCUGAAAUCUGUCACUGCGUUCUUCACGUGGCUGCGGGAAGCAGAAGAGGAGUCUGAGGAUAACUAAAGCUUCAAAUACACAAAACGAAACAAAAGAAACAAUUUAAGUAUUUUUUUAAAAAGUUUCACGUCUUCGCCAAUCACAGUGCAGCAAGGCCAAUUCUCGCAGAAAUCCCCACGUGUGCACGAGUGGGAGAGGGGAAAGAGAAAAAAGGUGAUCAUGGAGGAAAAAGGUACUGGAAAAAGUAAACUUCAAACCUGAGGGCGGGAGCACUAAAACCAAAAUACAUGUAUUAUUUAUAGAAAAUAUUUUCUGUUUUAAUCUUUUCUUUUUAAACAAGGACUCAUACUUUAAAAAAACACAUCUGUUUAGCAAAAAAAAAAAAAAAAAAAAGUUGAGAACUUUUAAUUUAUUUUAAGGACUGCAAAUGCCAGUGUAAUUUUUUAAUUUGCAGUUUCUGUAAACAACUUGUAUAAUAGAAAAGCAGAGAAAUAAAUUUCCCUCCCCUUCAAAUGCACCUCACGUUUGUUUUAAAACAUAGUAGUUAGUCCAGAUUUAAGAAGGUUUGGGGUGAACAAGGUAAGAAAGAUUUUUUUUUUUUUUUUUUUUUUUUUGGCAUCAAAUCUUUCUGCCUGCCUCUCAGCUUGCUUCAGAAAAUUUUAAAAAAAUCACCAUAGUUAUCAAAACAUACAUAACCUUGGAACAGAAGGAAAUGCUGUGGACCAGAGAACUCCAAGAAUUGUUUAAAAAAAUUUAAAAAAAAGUGCUACCCUGGGAAAAGUACUCUUAAUACUUUUGAAAUCUUUAGAGCAACUUUAAGGCUUGUAAAUACAUAGAACAAAUAUUUAAAAAAACAAAAAAACAAAAAGAAAUUGACUCAAUACUAUUUCUUUUCACUUUCAAAAUAUAAAGAACAAAAUAAAGACAAACAUUGCAAGUUUAAAAGAAAGUAAA